GAAGGAACGGCGAAGGAAUGCCGCGCGCGGUUCCUGGAUGCUGGGUCGAGGGUGCCCUGCAAGAUGAAGGAACUGGGCUGGCUUUGCUUGGGCUCAGUCAUGGGCUGAUGCGCCUCUUCUCCACUCAGCCGCCGCACAGAGUGUGGAGUACCUACUUACUAACGCACCCGAAUCCUGCCGCCAACCGCUGGUCGUGCUGGGUCUUGUCGCUCCAACUUUGGGACUGACUGAGAUGACGAUCAGCACGUGUCGGACUGCCGCGUCGAUCCGUUCAUCCAUCAAGCAGCAUCCAGCGGGGGAGCGAGAAAAACUUCCCCAGUCACAAGACGCUCACAUUCUCGACCCUCAGCCUACUCUUUUUUCUGCUGGCCGCCUCCGCACCAUGGCGCCCGGCUCCUUCAAGCCUCGCGCCGACGUUCCCGCCCAGCGCGCAACCUUCUCGACGUCAGCCCCCGCGCUAGCCCAUGGCCCUGGCUUCGCGCUGGCGCCGUGCCAGGCUGAGAUUGGAUGGACACGAGGGUGCUGCUCGACAUGCCCCACGCUACCGGUAGCUUGAUCUGCUCUCCGUUUUGGCGGCGUCGUCGUUAUAUCGGACGGGCUGAGAGGCGCUUCAUCAGUUUGCUCUAGUCGAGCUAG
Aplosporella prunicola CBS 121167 is the source of this 636-nucleotide messenger RNA. RefSeq lists its product as uncharacterized. The record is from RefSeq and is a predicted model, not a curated record. Bases 233 to 556 code for a protein of 107 amino acids. Lineage: Eukaryota; Fungi; Ascomycota; Dothideomycetes; Botryosphaeriales; Aplosporellaceae. The transcript has a single exon.